AGGGCGUGUAGGGCCGUGUGCUUGUGUAUAAUCUUAUCUCAUCAAAAAAUAAAUGAUUGCCGAAGAUAACACCUGAUAAUACUUAAAGAUUGUGUUUUGGUAAACAGUGGAAUAGUUAACAGUUUAAGUGACAACAAUUGAGAAAAGUUCACACUCACACCAUCGCGAAACAAACACUGUUCACAAAAUAAACUAUUACGAAUAGUACAUAUUUAUUAAAACAAAAUGUCUUGCAACUAUGCUGAUGGUUUAUCUCCGUAUGAAUAUAAAGGAGAAGUUGGUAUGAAUGAAGUUUUUGAUACUCCUGAAGUUUUAAAACAAAAAAUUUCACUUCUUGCCGAGUGGAUCAAAGAUUCUAAAUAUACAGUUUUUCAUACAGGUGCUGGUAUAAGUACAUCAGCAGGUAUACCAGAUUUUAGAGGACCAAAAGGAGUAUGGACUUUAGAAAAAGAGGGAAAGAAACCAGAAAUAAGCUUAGAUUUCAAUGAUGCUAAACCAACAGUUACACAUAUGGCAAUCAAAAGCUUGGUCAAAAAAGGUUAUGCAAAAUAUGUUGUCAGUCAGAACAUAGAUGGUUUGCAUUUGAAAUCAGGUUUACUUCGUGAAUAUGUUUCUGAAGUUCAUGGAAAUAUGUUUACUAUGAAAUGUAAUAAAUGCAAAAGGAGCUAUGUCAGUAAGACUGCUGUAAAAACAGUUGGACAACGAUGCUUAAACAUAAGAUGUCUUGGGAAAAAUAAGAAUGGCCAUCAAUGUCGAGGUAUUUUAUAUGAUACAAUAUUAGACUGGGAACAUCAAUUACCAAUCGAAGAGUUAGAGUUAUCGGAGUUACAUUCCAAAAUGGCUGAUUUAUGCAUUUGUCUUGGAACUUCAUUGCAAAUUCAACCAAUCAAUCUGGUUCCAUUUAAUGCGAAAAAAAACAAAGGAAAAGUUGUUAUUUGUAAUUUACAAAAAACAAACUGUGAUCGUAAAGCAGAUUUAGUAAUUCAUACAUAUGUAGACAAUUUGAUGACGUCUUUAAUGGAUAUCCUUGGAGUAGAUAUUGACAAAUAUGAUGAGAUUAAAGAUCCAACAAAUAUAAAUCAUGAAAUCACUGAUUGGUCAAUUUAUGAAAUAGAUUUGAAGAAAGUACGAGAAAUUAAAAGAAACACAACAAAAUCAAAAAAAAGAAAAAAGUCUGUAGUCAAAUUGCCUAAUCCAGAAUCAGAAACUGAAUCACCUCAUAAUAAUCAAAUCCUUAAACCAUCAAAAAUUUCUAAACUCAAUAAUAUUGAUAAUAUUAUAAAAUAAUAACAAAAUAAUUAGGUUUUUGAAAAACAUUUGUAGUAUGUUUUCAAUAUAAAUCUUCUAAUUUGGUGUUUCCUAACACUCCAAAAAUAAUUCACAUUGAAAAUCCUUUACUUAUAAAUAUUAUAUUAUAUCAUACAGUAGUUGUAAGUAACGUACUGUUUAUUAGCUAUGCUACAAUAGUGCAUUUAUUUAUUUAUUUUGUUUUUGUAACAGCAUUUAGAAAACUAAACAAUACUAUAAUUUUCCAUUAUAAAUAACGUACAUGUCAUCACUUUAAAGUUUAAACACUACUUUUUACCAGCAUUUUCAGUUUUUAACUAAUAAAACAUUUCUAAUUUAUCCUAAACUAGAUAAAAAAAAAAUGUAUACUAAAUUUAAACAAACACAUCUUAAAAAAUAAAUAAAUUAAAUAAAUGUAACAAUUUAAAGAACAAAAUUUUUUUAAUUUUAUAUAAUUUUACUGUAUGAUGUAUAAUUAAAAAAAAAAAAUUCAUCCUAGCCUAAUAAAAACAAAAUGUAUAAUAUCUAAUAAAAAUAUAAGUGGUGAUGGGAGAAGAAUGAAUUUAUAAUCUGAAUAUUCAGAUAAGCUUAUACAUUAAAUGAGUUUAAAGUUCUAAAACUCGCCGUAAAUAUGAGUUGUGUUCAAAAAAUUACCAUUAGUUUAUCACCAUUAAAUUUACCAAUGUGUAUUAUAUUUUGAGUGCUCUUGGAUAAUGCAUUUCAAGUACCUAAUUUGUUUCACAAACUUUUAUUUUGCAUUUUUGAUGUCUUUCCAUUUUUAGAAAACUUAUAGCAUUUUAUUAAUUUAUUGUGUAUACUUAUAUUUAUAAUAUAUUGUAUAAGCUUUUGUUGUAAAUUGUGAAAUUCAAAAUAUUAUCUGUCAAAAAAUAAUGUUUUUGUAAUAUUUGUUUUAAUUCAUAGUUUUUAGGUGUUUUUUUUAUUUAUACCAAAUGUCAAUUUUUGUAAAUAUAUGUAGUGGUUUUCAACCUGUGCGUCACAGCUCCUAGGGGCAACUUCAGUUAUUAGGGAACCGCGCUCGCAGUAGAAAUUAAAAAUUUAAAAAAUAAAAACUUGAUAGAAUCUGUAAAAUUGUUAUUCAUGGAACACUUAUCACAAUUUAUUGUUCAAUUCCAAAAUUAUUUUUCUGAGGCCGAUCUUGAAAUGAGAAAAUGAGAAUCGCGCUUUAAAAAUGUACGGCAUUAUUUGAUAAUAUUAUGCAACAAAAACAAACACAGCUGUCCCACUAAAUAUUAAAAUUAUUAUUAUUGUUUAAAAAUAUUUCCUAUUAUUAAUAAUUACAUGUUUAUUUCAUUAUUAAAUAGAGUUAGAUUAAAUAAUGUAAAUUUGAUUAUUUUAAAUGUUCGUAUGGGUGCCGUAUAUGUUAUUUCAAAAUCAAAAGGAGCCGUGGAAACAAAAAGGUUGAAAACCACUGCAUUAACGUAUUAAUCUAAUCAAUAGCGGUUAUCAAAUGUGAUCUGGGGCUCUAACAAUUAACAACUAAUUGGUGAGUUGGAGAUUCUCACUAUCUCAUUUAUUUCGAAUACCUAUAAUGUGUUUAUUUAAUGUAUGUGUCUAAGUACAGUUAUGGAAUAUUUGUUAAUUUUAGAAAGCAACUAAUGUUCUCUGGGCACCUUUCAUAUUGUAAACAGAUGAUACCGCAUUCCUUUUGUUUGAAAAACAAUUUUAGAAAAGAUUGAAGACUGACUAUCAAAGAAACACAAUAUCCUUAUUAUGUUUUUAUAUUUUUUCAAUAUAAGUUUGUUCCUGGUAGUUGAAAUGACCCAAAUCAAAUUUUCUGUUUACAAGUUUUGAAAAUAUUAAAAUAAAAAUUUUCUUUUAAAAGAUCAAAAGUGAGCAAAAAAGAAUCAUUAAGGUUAGGCGCUGUGCAUUCAGCUCUUAUUGCUUCUUUUAGAGAAUUUUUAACAUUCAAAAAUAUAUUAGUGGUUUCAUACAAAUCACAAUCUCUUGACUUGGCCUCUCUGCAACUUGUUUCAUAAACUAAAAACUAUUUGAUAACAUUAAUGAUGCUAUUCGUAUUGCAAUUGGAGAUCUCAAUCCUAUAACUUUAGAAGAAAUAUUCAAGUACUAAUUUUUUUCAAAAAUAGUAGACCUUUGGAUUCACUGUAUUAGUGAAAUUACACAAUACUUUGAAGGCAAUCAAUUAUAUUAGUUCAACUUUUAUACAUAAUAUGCAAUACCGUUUAUCUGAAUAUUUUUUGAACAUAUAUCUUUUAUGCUAUUACUGUCAACUAGUGGUAUUUUAAUAACUAAAUAAUUAAAUACAUUUUACAGAUAAAUGCUAUAAUAUUAUAAUUAUAUUCAAUGUGUAAUGUAUACAAUUAUUAAUUAUAUAUACUAGAAUAUAUUGUUCUUUAGUUAUUAUCAAUUAUCAUAUUUAAUAUAGAAUAGUCAAUGAUUGUAUUUGUUUUUAGUCUAUCUAGUCUAUCAUAAAAAAAUAAUAAAGAUCAAAUUAAUAUUACUAAUUUUUUUAUAAAAUGUAUAGUAUUUUUUUUUUUUUUGCUUUCUUUAUAGUCAGUUUUUAUUAAUCAACAUAUAAAUAUAUUUUCUUAAAUAAUAAAUUUGAGUUUAAAUGAUUAAUAGGCAUGUAUAAUUAAUAAAAUAAGAGCUUUUGAAUUAAUUGUGUAAUAUAUAUUUAAAUGCAAACAACAAAAAAAUUAUAUUGAACAAUAAGUUCUUAAUAAUAUGUAUAAUUAAAUUAAAUUCAUAAAAAAAACUCAUGCAAUUAAUCAAUUACAAUAGUGUAAAAAAGAUCAAGAAUCCUUUCUACUGUAUUCUAUUUAUUUAGUGCAUGUAUUAUUUAGUUUUAAUUUUAAAUUACAUUUAAAUAUACCUAAUGAAAAUUAGUAAAAUGUUAUUACAUGUAUUUUAUCUACGAUCUAAACAAUAAUAAAAUGCUAGAAUUAGAAGCGUUUGAUGAAAGAUUUUUGAGUAAUGGCUAAGUAUAGUUUAUAGUAAUAUAAUUUAAUGUAUUUAUAAUAUUCUGUUGUACUUCAGUAUCGAAUACUAAAAAAAAAAAUAUAUACUUUAAGACUCGUAUAAUAUCAAGCAAAUUUAGAAAAGUAUUAUUAUUUAUUGUUCCUCUUUUAAGGUUUUGACCUUAGGAUUUUACUGCUUAGUGCUUAUCUAUAAUAUUAGUGAUUCUUUCAUAACAAAUUAUUGCUGAUCGGGUAGCCGUUAUUUCUACUGACUCAUUUUGAAUGAGGCAUUCAGAGCAUUUGAUGCUAUAAACUAUGCUUUGGUUUAGGUAGGUUUAAAUGUUGAUACUAGUAAAAUGAUAUACUUUUAUCUUAUUCCCAAUUUUAUAAAAUAUUGUUAUAAUUAUUUUGAUGUAUUGAUGUAUCAAGUGAUUUGUAAUUUGUCAAAAACACUUAGUUUUUAUUGUCAACCAAUCUAAAUGUUUUUGCUUGCAUAUUAAUCAAAUACGUGUUCUCGGAUUUACCUGAAAGAAUAGUGCACUUUUACUCCUUGUCUUGUUUAGGUAGUGACGUUAUUCAAUUUUUAAGUAGAAUUUGGUUUAUGUAUAAUAAUUAAUAUGUACCAUAAUAUUAGAUAUAAAGCGAAUAAAUUGUAUUCAAAACUGAUUUCAAUAGCGAGGCACUUAACAUUGUGUAUUUAAGUGGAAAUAAAAAAAAAAAAAGCAAGACUCGUGUACAAAUUAGCUUUAAGUCUAGAAUGUAAUUGAUAAUGUUUGAAAUAA
Rhopalosiphum padi (bird cherry-oat aphid) is the source of this 5005-nucleotide messenger RNA. RefSeq names its product NAD-dependent protein deacetylase Sirt6 (gene Sirt6). Lineage: Eukaryota; Metazoa; Arthropoda; Insecta; Hemiptera; Aphididae. The coding region runs from base 226 to 1287 and encodes 353 amino acids. The record is from RefSeq and is a predicted model, not a curated record. Gene Ontology annotation, molecular function: NAD+ binding. The transcript has 9 exons.